AUGGCCGACACGGACAACUAUGAUGCAACAGUAUCACGAGUUUGUCGCUUCGAGACUCUACACCUGCAUGGCCGUAAUGAUCCUACCGUACCGGCCAACAUGGCAUUCGCUCACCUUAAAGACUUUAGCAAGCUCUACUCCCAGACGCUUUCCAUGUCCAUGCUAAAGGAGCCAGAAGAGUUCCUCACCUACCGCCUUUCUGUCAUAUUCCUAAGGGACGAACACAUCUCUCAGCUUGGAGUGACGGGUCCAAAUGGAAAAACCUGCGCUCAGUGGAGUGGCAUUCAGGAUCUCGAGCUCACACCAAAAACAAAUAGAAGAUUAUACGCAAUUGAGCAGCCAUUGGGAGCCCUUGACGAAUCUUAUGGCGAAUAUCCUGAUUACAUUAUUUUUAAGAAGCCUGAGCAUAUUAAGGAGUCUCAGAGAUACUGCAACGGCGCGGAUUAUGUAUCCGCUUGGCUCUUUGCAUCCAGCCUGAGCAUGGAAGGAGCUCAAAAAAGAAGUAUGGAGCUUGAUAGAAUCAAGAGUGGAAAAGGUAUUGAUUCAAAUAUAAGAAUGCUAAGAGCUAAAUACAACAAGGGCGAAAGCUUAUAUUCCGAUAUCUCCGCUGCUCUCUGA
Messenger RNA from Drepanopeziza brunnea f. sp. 'multigermtubi' MB_m1, 618 nucleotides. NCBI's taxonomy places the organism in Eukaryota, Fungi, Ascomycota, Leotiomycetes, Helotiales, Drepanopezizaceae. The record is from RefSeq and is a predicted model, not a curated record.